This is a messenger RNA of Sphenostylis stenocarpa, 327 nucleotides long. The record is from the annotation of a GenBank genome assembly. NCBI's taxonomy places the organism in Eukaryota, Viridiplantae, Streptophyta, Magnoliopsida, Fabales, Fabaceae.
AUGUCGAGGCCCAUGUUGCUUGUCUUCUUGCUGAUUAUACUUAUAAUCACCUCUCAGUUCGAGUGGAAGCAACAGCUUGUGGCCGAUGUUGACUCCAACCCCGCCGUAUCUCAGAAGCAGCAUCAGAUUUCUAAGGCUGAAGAAACCGUAAAGGAGAAGAUUAUUUUAGUGCAAGAGAAGAAUAUUCGAAGACUGAAUGAGCUUGUGCGGCAUCUCCAGGAACAACUGCAACAGUGUAGAGGACGCAAUGGAACCAUAAAUGGCACUGUAAGCCCUCUAGCUGAGCGGAUUCUUGAGCUUGAGCGACAGCAAAUUUUAGAGGAUUAA